UUUCGGCCAAGGCACGGGCCGGAUCUGGCUGGACACGCUGAGAUGUACCGGGACCGAGGAGCGUCUGACGGACUGUGAGCGCGGAGACUGGGGAGACGUGCCACUCUGCGCGCACAUUCACGACUCGGGGGUAAUCUGCAAGACAAGACCGGGGGAUCCAAUGACAAUGUCUGACCUGCGUCUGGUGGGCGGCAGCGGUCCCCACGAGGGCCGAGUGGAGGUGUUCCAUGCCGGGGAGUGGGGGACGGUGUGCCACUCGGGCUGGAGCCUGGAGGACGCCCACGUGGCGUGCCGGCAGCUGGGCUACCCGGAGGCCGUCAGAGAGACUUAUUCCGCCCAUUUCGGCCAAGGCACGGGCCGGAUCUGGCUGGACACCCUGGGAUGUACCGGGACCGAGGAGCGCCUCACAGACUGCAAGCACGGCGGCUGGGGUAGGGUGCCAUGGUGCAGACACAUCCACGACUCUGGUGUCGUCUGCAAGACUGCAGCGGCGGCCAGCCUGGACGAGGAUGAUGAUGACUUGAUAUAACCUGACGGUUAACCGACAAUAGGCGUAACACACCGG
Messenger RNA from Branchiostoma belcheri (Belcher's lancelet), 565 nucleotides. Its product is annotated as scavenger receptor class A member 5-like. Gene Ontology annotation, cellular component: membrane. The transcript is spliced from 4 exons. The coding region runs from base 161 to 529 and encodes 122 amino acids. NCBI's taxonomy places the organism in Eukaryota, Metazoa, Chordata, Leptocardii, Amphioxiformes, Branchiostomatidae. The record is from RefSeq and is a predicted model, not a curated record.